Leptonychotes weddellii (Weddell seal) is the source of this 1114-nucleotide messenger RNA. The record is from RefSeq and is a predicted model, not a curated record. Lineage: Eukaryota; Metazoa; Chordata; Mammalia; Carnivora; Phocidae.
UUUUAAUUUUGACUGCUGUACUAUUGACAUCUGAGCCAAAGUGGUGAUGCUACCUGAGGGGAAUUUCUGCAACCCGUAAGUCAACAGUUAUACGAUUGUGAGCCAUGCCUUUAGUGAAGAGGAACAUCGAACCCCGGCACGUGUGCCGGGGAGCCCUGCCCGAAGGGAUUACCAGUGAACUUGAAUGUGUAACCAAUAGUACUCUUGCUGCUAUCAUACGCCAGCUAAGCAGUCUAAGCAAACAUGCUGAAGACAUAUUUGGUGAGCUGUUUAAUGAGGCUAACAACUUCUACAUCAGAGCAAAUUCUCUUCAAGACAGAAUUGAUCGCCUUGCUGUCAAAGUUACCCAGCUGGAUUCAACAGUGGAAGAAGUGUCACUGCAGGAUAUCAACAUGAAAAAAGCUUUCAAAAGUUCCACAGUCCAAGACCAGCAGGUGGUUUCAAAGAACAGCAUUCCUAAUCCCGUUGCUGACAUUUACAACCAGAGUGAUAAGCCACCUCCUCUGAAUAUUCUUACACCAUACAGAGAUGACAAAAAGGAUGGGCUGAAGUUCUACACUGAUCCUUCCUAUUUCUUUGACCUCUGGAAAGAAAAAAUGCUGCAGGACACAGAAGACAAAAGGAAGGAGAAGAGGCGUCAAAAGGAGCAAAAGCGUAUAGAUGGCACAACCCGGGAGGUGAAAAAGGUUAGGAAGGCCAGAAACAGGCGCCAGGAGUGGAGUAUGAUGGCAUAUGACAAAGAGCUUAGACCCGACAACAGGCUCUCUCAGAGUGUGUACCACGGAGCGUCUUCCGAGGGAUCCCUGUCCCCAGACACUAGGUCACAUGCAUCGGAUGUCACAGAUUACUCUUACCCGGCGACUCCCAACCACUCUCUGCACCUGCAGCCUGUGACCCCUUCUUACGCAGCUGGGGACGCGCCACCACACGGGCCAGCAACCCAGGCCCCCGAGCAUGAGUACCGACCCCCCUCCGCCUCGGCGAGGCACAUGGCCCUAAACAGACCCCAGCAGCCGCCGCCGCCACCCCCACCGCAGGCCGCAGAGGGGUCCCAGGCCUCUGCACCCAUGGCGCCAGCAGACUACGGGUAACCCAGGACUCCUGUCUUCUACCU